UAAACUAUUUUAUGUAAGAUUUCCUACAAGCUCUUUGCACUGUCAAGCAUCUGAUAUAAGCCGAGGGAAAAAUGGAUCGUGGGAAGGACAAGAAUUAUGAUGACAAAGGGCUUUUUUCAAACCUAGCUCAUGGUUUUGGUGGAUAUGGACAUUACCCCCCACCAUCUGGAGCAUACCCUCCCCAAGGUUACCCUCCACAAGGUUAUCCUCCACAAGGUUACCCACCCCAAGGUUACCCUCCCCAAGGUUACCCUCCUCAAGGUUACCCUCCGCAAGGUUACCCACCAGCAGGAUAUCCCUCACAAGGCUACCCACCAGCAGGAUAUCCUCCUCCAAGCGCAUACCCACCAGGAGGAUAUCCUCGUCCUCCUCCAUCUGCUCCGCAUUAUCCAGGGCAUGGAUCUGGAUCCGGAAUGGGGGCAUUGCUAGCUGGUGGUGCCGCCGCUGCUGCUGCUGCUUAUGGAGCACACAGUAUGUCACACGGUGCUCAUCAUCUUGGUCAUGGAGCCUAUUUCGGUGGACAUGGUAAGCAUGGAAAAUUCAAGCACGGAAAGUUUAAGCAUGGGAAAUUUGGGAGAUUUGGCCAUGGGAAGCAUAAGAGGUUUGGUGGAAAGUUCAAGAAGUGGAAGUAAAUCUUUUUUUUCUGAAAGACAAACUUUACUAUCAUUCUGGAAUGACGAUUAUAUUUUUUUUGUUUUUCCAUUCAUAGUCCUCUUGACGAGGGUUUAAUUACUUCGACAUAUAUAUGGGCCUAGCUGCUUUCUAUGGUGUUUAUAUUAUUACCCGAAGUAAAUGAAUGAACUGCUCGUCUGUUCUGAUGAGGCUGAUACUUUGAAUGUUUGUUGUUUCUUGGGGUUCGGAGUUGUACAUGAAGUUACAUUCACAGAAAAACAUUUUUUGUAGUUACCUACUCAGUUAUGACCAGUUUCAUGAACAAGAUACUAUUUGGAAAGACCAAUUAUUUCUCCUGGUUGGAGGCAUAAUCAAAAUUAGUUGCAAGUUAGAUUGCUGGAUG
Telopea speciosissima is the source of this 1015-nucleotide messenger RNA. Its product is annotated as glycine-rich protein A3-like. The transcript has 3 exons. Bases 72 to 632 code for a protein of 186 amino acids. The record is from RefSeq and is a predicted model, not a curated record. NCBI's taxonomy places the organism in Eukaryota, Viridiplantae, Streptophyta, Magnoliopsida, Proteales, Proteaceae.